AUGCAAUCUAUAAUAAAAAGAAGAAAUUCUGAAAUACCAGAUCCAUAAUAGCCACAUGUUGAAUGGUUGGAAGAAUAUUUGGAUCUUGAAACAAUUGAAAUAACAGUGCUAUAAAAAAUUCAUAAUUCAAAUGAUCAAGCCAAUUUUGAUUGUGUAGUGUACAUUUCUAAUAUGUUUAAUUGUUAUACUUAAUUUAAAAUAGUGUACUUUAAAAAUUUGGAAUCUUAAGUAGAAUUGAUAUAAAUUUUAGGCAUUUAAAUAAUUUGAGACGAAUUCCUUCCAUAUGACUCCUUUCAAAUAAACCAAGAUAACAAAUCCUAGAUAAUAUAUCAAUGAAUGGCUAAAGAAAACAGGGUAUAGUCCAUUUUUGAUAAAAUUUCAAAUAAAGUAAAAUAUGCUUCAUCAAAUUCAACCUACAUUAACUUAGGCUAUUUAGAUAGCUGACUUUAUUAAAUCAAAAACACUUCAAAAGAACAUUGACUUACUUAGUGAUGAAACAAUUAACUUCAUUAACGAAAUGCAUAAAAUGAAUGUUGAUUGA
Molecule: messenger RNA, 541 nt
Organism: Paramecium octaurelia
Lineage: Eukaryota; Ciliophora; Oligohymenophorea; Peniculida; Parameciidae
Source: the annotation of a GenBank genome assembly